Molecule: messenger RNA, 1038 nt
Organism: Gastrolobium bilobum
Lineage: Eukaryota; Viridiplantae; Streptophyta; Magnoliopsida; Fabales; Fabaceae
Product: tetraspanin-6-like
Exons: 3
Coding region: 67-915 (282 amino acids)
Biological process (GO): auxin-activated signaling pathway
Cellular component (GO): plasma membrane; plasmodesma
Source: RefSeq, a predicted model, not a curated record
UCACAAGAGCCAAACCAAUAAGAGAGAGAGAGAAGAAGAAGAAGAAAAGAAAAAAGGGAGUGUAAAAUGCAACGGUUCAGCAACACAGUGAUAGGAUUCUUGAACUUUUUUACACUCUUAGCAUCAAUACCCAUCAUUGGUGCAGGUCUAUGGAUGGCCAGGAGCACCACGACUUGUGAAAAUGUUUUUCAAACGCCACUUCUUGUUAUAGGCUUUGUUGUGCUUGUGAUUUCACUAGCAGGUUUCAUAGGGGCAUGUUUUCAUGUGGCUUGGGCUCUUUGGGUGUACUUGGUGAUCAUGUUGUUCCUUAUAGUAGCCCUCUUUAGUUUAACUAUAUUUGGUUUUGUUGUGACUGGCCAAGGCAGGGGAGUGGAAGUGCCUGGUAGGGUUUAUAAGGAGUAUCGUCUUGAAGAUUAUUCACCAUGGUUGAGGAAUAGGAUAAAGGAUCCUCAAUAUUGGAGUACCAUUAGGAGCUGUAUUUUGGGGUCUAACACUUGUGCCAAGCUUGUAUUUUGGACCUCUCUUGAUUAUAUGCAGAGGGAUAUGUCUCCAAUACAGUCUGGAUGUUGUAAACCACCAACUGCGUGCAAUUACAACGUGGAAACAAUGGUGACCCAAGAUCCAGAUUGCUACCGUUGGAACAACGCCCCCAAUUUUCUAUGCUACGAAUGUGAUUCUUGCAAGGCUGGUGUACUUGAAAACAUAAGAAGGGAUUGGCACAAGAUCUCUGUUCUUAAUGUUGUGGUGCUUGUGUUUCUUAUAGGUAUAUAUUCCAUUGGUUGCUGUGCUUUCAGAAAUGCUAGAAGAGCUGAAACUGAUUACCCAUAUGGUGAAAACCGCAUGACCAAAGUUAAACCCAGAUGGGAUUACUAUUGGUGGAGAUGGUGGCAUGACAAGAAGGAGCAGCUUUUUUAGGUCUUGGGGUGCUCAAAAGAGGAGGCAUUUCACUAGUUUUUCAGUAUAUGAUCUUAAAAUAAUUUUCAAGGCCUUUGAUUUACCAUUAUCUUGCUUUUGUACAAAUCUUCAUUUUACUUUAUC